AUGAAUCCCGUGCGUACUUUACUUGGUUUCCCGACAGGAGACAUGACUAUUGUGCUGCUAUAUGAAGCACCCGUUGGCAUUGCAAUUUUCUCUUUUGAUGGGGACUACCUCAAUGAUCCAGCAAAGGUUCUUAUGAGUCUGAAAGAAUUCGUACGAAAUGAGACGGUGCCCUCCCCAGUUGACAUAGCUAAUAAUGCUAUUGACGAUCACCUGGCCAAGAGGCUCACCGACUUGUGUGGUUAUGAGAAGAAAUUAGUUGUAGGGUGUACUGAAUGUAAAGUAAUAAUUGAAAAGAACCUGGGAAUAACAUGUCUGCAUGUUGACGUUCCGGAUUGUGAGAUGAGAAUUUGCACUCAGAAGAAGCCCAUGCAUACUUUAUUGCCUAAAAGACUAUCAGAUCCUACUGAAGAUUCAACGAUAUUCUUACAUCAACAUGACAUUACUUGCAACCUCGAGACGGUUAACGACUAUUGUUAA
Molecule: messenger RNA, 477 nt
Organism: Triticum turgidum subsp. durum (durum wheat)
Lineage: Eukaryota; Viridiplantae; Streptophyta; Magnoliopsida; Poales; Poaceae
Source: the annotation of a GenBank genome assembly